AUGAGUCCUGUUGGGGAGUUUUAUUCGAGGCGGCGGCGGUUGGACUCGCAGUCUGCCCUGUAGGAUCAAUUGGGAUUGCGAUUAGGGAUGUGGUACUGGAAAGAUGAAACCAAAACACUUGAAUUCAGAAGUUUUACACCUGCAGUAGAAUCCAAGGAAAGAGGAAAGAAAGGCAAAGCAGUUCACUUUGUUGAAAUUGAUGGUCCAGCUUCAGACAGGUUGACAGAUAAAAGGUUUGCUCUAAGAGACGAUAAGUCACCCAGAGGCUUAGAGAAACGAAGUCAGCAGGGCAACGUUACACUGCAUGAUGCUAAAUUUGUGGCUUUGCUUUUGCUACAAGAUACCGAGAUGCCGCGUAUCUGUUCCUUUACAACGUUUAUGAGGAAUAAGAAUCUUGACAAUUUCCUUAUGGCAUUGUUGUACUACUUAUAUUAUUACUUGGAAAAAAUCUCACAGGAAAAGAAACCCAAAAGCUAUAUGGUGGGCCUUGUAGAGAAAAAAGAAAUGGAAGUGAUUAUCAGUAAGUUAGAAGCAGCACAGAAAUACUUGGCACAGAAGUACUGUGUCCUCGUCCUGGGCUUGGGAAUGCCUGAUAAGCAUCACAUGAGCUGCGGAAAGGGAAAAAUAUCAGAUACACAAAAAGACUGGAAAUUCUUUGAGUCCUUUUAUACAUUCUGCACAUACGUAGCCUGGAUUGUCUUCCGACGUCAACACUUCACAGAGAUUGAGGAAGAAAUAGGAAGGCUCUUUCGUUCCAACAUGUUCAACAUUCCUCGAAGGAAGCGUGAGGAUGAAGAGUCAGGAGGGGAAAAGAAGCGCAUGACUUUCGUACAAUUCAGGAGAAUGAUGGCAAAACGCCCAGCGAUUAAAAAAGCCAUUAACAUGCGCUCUCCAGUCAUGUCCACUCUGCUGCCCUCUCUCAGAGAGAAAGCUCAGAAUGUCUCUGAGAAAAAGUACCGCCAAAUAGGUGCGAAAUUCCCAGCCCAGAUGCAAGAGCCCAGGGAAACUCUGGACUCUUUGCACAUGCCAAUAGUUGGCAUCUUGGGGGAGCCUCGAUGUCAGUUCAACCCCCAUACCCUUAUCCCCCUUGAUCCAGAAGAAAGCAUGAAGUCUGGAAAACUGUCUUCCCUGAUAGAAAGAAAUAACAUGAGGAUUCAGGAUACACUGGACUUAGUCAUGAGAACACUGUCCUCUCAAACAACAUUCCCUAAAUAA
This is a messenger RNA of Budorcas taxicolor (takin), 1215 nucleotides long. RefSeq names its product protein phosphatase 1 regulatory subunit 36 (gene PPP1R36). NCBI's taxonomy places the organism in Eukaryota, Metazoa, Chordata, Mammalia, Artiodactyla, Bovidae. Gene Ontology annotation, biological process: negative regulation of phosphatase activity. Gene Ontology annotation, molecular function: phosphatase binding. The transcript has 11 exons. The record is from RefSeq and is a predicted model, not a curated record.